UCCGCCCGGUCCCUCCCAGCCUUUUAGGCGCCCGCGCGGCUGGGACAUCCCAGUCCCGCUUGGCCCUCCUCGCCCGCCACCCGUGCGCCCAGUCCGCUCAGCCAGCCCAUUUGGUCCUGUCCGCACUGCCCGCCGGCCGGCCCGCCCCCCACCGCAGCCAUGGACGCGAUCAAGAAGAAGAUGCAGAUGCUAAAGCUGGACAAGGAGAAUGCCAUCGACCGUGCGGAGCAGGCCGAGGCCGACAAGAAGCAGGCUGAGGACCGUUGCAAACAGCUGGAGGAGGAGCAGCAGGCCCUCCAGAAGAAGCUGAAGGGGACAGAGGAUGAGGUGGAAAAGUAUUCUGAGUCAGUGAAGGAUGCCCAGGAGAAACUGGAGCAGGCUGAGAAGAAGGCCACCGACGCCGAGGCUGAUGUGGCCUCCCUGAACCGCCGCAUUCAGCUGGUAGAGGAGGAGCUGGACCGGGCGCAGGAGCGCCUGGCUACAGCCCUACAAAAGCUGGAGGAGGCUGAGAAGGCGGCGGACGAGAGUGAGAGAGGGAUGAAGGUCAUUGAAAACCGAGCCAUGAAGGAUGAGGAGAAGAUGGAGCUGCAGGAGAUGCAGCUGAAGGAGGCCAAGCACAUCGCUGAGGAUUCAGACCGCAAAUAUGAGGAGGUGGCCAGGAAGCUGGUGAUCCUGGAAGGAGAGCUGGAACGCUCAGAAGAGAGAGCAGAGGUGGCUGAGAGUAAAUGUGGGGACCUAGAGGAGGAGCUGAAAAUUGUUACCAACAACUUGAAAUCCCUGGAAGCCCAAGCGGACAAGUAUUCCACCAAAGAAGAUAAAUAUGAAGAGGAGAUCAAACUGCUGGAGGAGAAGCUAAAAGAGGCUGAGACCCGAGCAGAAUUUGCCGAGAGGUCUGUGGCAAAGUUGGAGAAGACCAUUGAUGACCUGGAAGACGAAGUCUAUGCACAGAAGAUGAAGUACAAGGCCAUCAGCGAGGAACUGGACAACGCACUCAACGACAUCACCUCCCUCUGAGCCCCACGCCAGUGUGGCGCCCUCAGCCCCUUCUCUCCUCUUUCCAUUCUCUCUGGGGAGGGGGCAGGCAGGAGGAGCAAAAUGGUCAGCGUCGCACAGCCAGGCCGGGCACAGCCUUGGAGAGCCCCACCACCACACCUGCUGCCCACCUUGGCACUUGCUUCAUCCUUCUAUCCACCCACUCCACCCUCCAGCCUCUACCUCUUUCUGCUGCUUAAUAAACUCAACUUGGUCUCCA
Ailuropoda melanoleuca (giant panda) is the source of this 1252-nucleotide messenger RNA. RefSeq names its product tropomyosin 2 (gene TPM2). NCBI's taxonomy places the organism in Eukaryota, Metazoa, Chordata, Mammalia, Carnivora, Ursidae. The record is from RefSeq and is a predicted model, not a curated record. The transcript is spliced from 9 exons. Bases 160 to 1014 code for a protein of 284 amino acids.